CCACGGUGCGAGCAGAUCUCUCUCCACGCCUUCACGGACACACCGCACCUGUUUCUCGUCUCCUUCACCUGUGAGCUACAGCACCGCUGCUCUGAGAGUCUCCGUCGCAGCACCACCACCACCACCAUCAUCAUCCCAACCCCCGGCCACUGCUCUGCCCUGCGAGCGUCCGAGCAAGGACUGCGGCUCAGCCGCGUCGAGUUUGGCGAGGAGGAGGAGGGAGGAGUGAGAGGCGAGGCGCGAGGUCCUAGCGGGACCGCCAGAGGACCCCGCCGCGAUGUCCAUGCUGAAGGGACUGAAGCUCCCGAGGCGAGGGGACCGCGACUCGAGCACGGCCGCUGGGAAACCGCCCGUGGUGAAGAUCAAGAAGGCCCAGGCUAACGAGUUGGCCAUCCUCAUCAGCCGACUGCAGAAGAAUGCCGACCAAGUGGAGAAGGACAUCAUCGACACGGAGGACAAGCUCGCCAUUGACAUCAAGAAUCUGGAAAACGGCCGGGAAUUCCAAUACCGCGCGAAAAAUGCCGAGAACCUCAGCCGAGCCGAGGGCACCCUCAAGGACCUCUUCCUCGACUCGGAGCAAGUGAAGCAGCUCAAGCACCCGCAGGGCGAGAUGAUCAACAAAGACAUCCACCAACUGCACGACCGCUGGUCGAAGCUCUGCGCCGAGUACCGCCAGGUGUACGAGCAGGUGAACAUCCCCAACAUGCGCCCGCAGGUCGACUGGCUCAAGAUGGUGGGAGAAAAGCGGUACUCGCUCAACCGGAAAGGCUUUGGAUCGGACCUGGUGACCGUGGAGAUGCAGAUGGCCGAACACAACAUCAUCCACAAGGAGAUCGAGGCUUACGGGCCGCACGUCAAGGCGGCCGAAGGAGACCCCGAGUACCUGCGCAGGCUGAACGAGGAGUACGCCACCUUGCUGACCUCGUCCACCAAGCGGCAGAAGGACCUGAACGAACUGCACACGUACAUGCAGCGCUGCACUCGCGAGCUCAUGUGGCUGGACUCGGAGCAGGAGGAGCGCAAGGGCAUGGACUGGAGCGACCGCAACCUCGACUAUGACGUGCGCACCCGGAAGUAUGAGAACAUCGUCAACAACGAGCUCGUGGCCAAGGAGGCGUCCAUCAACCAGAUCCAAGACGAGGGCGAGAAGCUGCUUGCGGCCAAACACCCGGCGAAGCCGACGAUCGAGGCCCACAUGGACGCAGUGGAGAACGACUGGAAGAGAUACCUCAACCUCCUCAUCUGCGAGGAGGCUCACCUCAAGUUCAUGACCGAGCACCACAAGUUCAACAAGGACGUGAAGGAGUCAAACGAGUGGCUGACCAAGCAGUCGGCGGACAUGAAACGGCGCUACACGGUCGACCCCAACGACAGCGCCCUGAGAGUCGAGGAGCUGCUCAAGGAGGUGCAGGAGAAGGAAAAAGAGAUGGACGCCUACGAGAAGAACGUGGUGGCGCUGAAGAACCGGGCCACUCAAAUGGUGCCCCUCAAGUAUCGCCGCGAGAAGAUCCCCAAGCCGCUGACUGUGGAGACGCUGUGCGACUACGAGGAUGGGGAACUGGUCCUGCACCGCGGUGACAAGUACACGCUGAAGGACAACAGCGACAAGGAGAACUGGGUGGUGUCCAACUCGGCCGGCAAGACGGAGACGGUGCCGAGCGCCUGCUUCGUCAUCCCCCCCACGGACCCCGACUCGAUCGCGCUGGUCGACGGGAUCUCCACGCAGUUCAGCGAGCUCAAGCAGAAGCGCCGGGAGACGGAGGCGGCGCUGCGGAAACGCGCGGGCGACGUCAAGCAGCAGGCCGGCCAAGUUCUGGCGGCAGACAACUCGGAGGAGAGGGAAUGCGUCAAGCACAUCUCCGACCUGGAGCGCAUCUACUACGAGCUCGAUGACCAGGAGCAGCAGAUGCUGGUCAAACUUCGCACGCCACUCGACAAGAACCGGCCGGCCGAGGACGGCGCCUCUCGGCUACGCGAGCAGGACGCCAUCCUCAAGAGGCUGCAGGUGCUCAACACGGAGAAGGCCAAGGUACAAAAGUCCGCCGAGGCCUUCCUCUCGCGCAAGCCCAAGUGCCCGAGCGCCCCCAAGCUGCGGCAGAAGCUGGACGAGACCGACGCCAAGUACACACGGGUCUCCUUGCUGGCCAACAACUACGGAGACAAAGCCAAGGCUGCGUCGAGCAUGGAGGUGUCUCUGCAGAAGGCGGAAGGUGCCAUCGCCCCCCUGGAGCGCUCCCUCGCGCUGGAGCAGAGCAUCCCCACGGACCUGGCGGGCAUCCGCGCGCGCCGCAAGGAGCUGGAGGCCGUCAAGAAAGAUAUCGGCGCCAAGAAGGCGCUGGUGUUGGAGGAGCCGGCGAGGAACCUGCAGAGCACCCAGCAGCACUGCCAGAACGUCGCCCGGAACUUCAACGAGCGCUGCCCCGACGUGGAGCGCCAAGAGAGCGAGGUGAACCGACUGCGCCAGCGCUUUGGCAACAUGGGGGACCAGACGAAUCUCAGACUGAAGGAGCUGGACAAUGCGGAGAAGGCCUACUCUAAUUACCGGGGCACCUAUGACAAUCUCAACAGCUGGCUGGACAAUGUGCCUAAACCAAGUGUGUCACAGAAUGAGACCGUGGAAUCCAUCAAUGCCAAGAUCGCCGAUCAAAAGAGAUUGGCGGACGAGCUGCGUAGAAAGGAAACCGAGAAGAACAAAGUGGAACAGCUGGCGAACGAUUAUCAGUCAACGGUCCGGAACUACGAGACAGCGAGCGAUCGCUACCGGACGCUGGUGGAGCCGGAGCUGGUGAACGGCGUGAACUGGGACACGAACAAAUCCUCUCCCACGCGGCAGGUGCAGGACGAGGAGAGACAACUCGUCAAGAAAUUUGCUGAAGUUUCUGCUGCAAAUCAGCAACAGAUCGUCUAUCUGCAAAACAUGCAGAACAUCGUGAAGAAUCCUCCAGUGCAGGAGGUGCAGGCGAGGAUGUCCCAACAGAACCUGCAGAAGUCCCAAUAUUCGGGCCCAAGCAAACAUGACUUGGAGCUGAUAGAGGAAGAAAAGAAGAAGAGGCUGGUGCUAGAAAAGGACAUGGAGUCGCUGAAAAGGCAGCUUGACGUCGCACAACAGAAGGCGGCGACGCCAGCAAAAGACCCCGCUGCGGAGCAAGAGGCAAUCUUCCUGCGCCAGCAGCUCCAACAGGAGGCCCAGAACAAGGAGGCAAAGGACGAGGAGCUGCGCCUCUUGAGGGACCGACUUCAGAAGUCGGAACGGGCAAUGCAGGAGGCGGCACAGAAGGUCAUCAUCAAGGAGGUUUCGAAGGUGGAGAAGGAUCCGUCAAAGGAGAGGGAAGUUAAUGACCUCCGUAAUCAGAUGGCAGACAUGACUAGGCAGAUCGAAGAAGAGCAAAACAAAAGGUCAUCUGCUGAGAAGUCCAUCGUAAUGUACGAAAGGAGAAUCAAGGAAAUAGAACAGCAAGGGCCAAGGGUUGAGAAGCAAGUGACUAUCAAGGAAGUGCCGAAAAUUCAACAAGAUCCACUUCUACUAAAAGACUUGGAAGAAGCACGUAGAAUGUUGGAGCAGGAAACCGCAAAGAAUAAGGCAUCGGAGGAAGAACUUCGAUUGCUGAGGCAAAGAUACUCCACACUGGAAAACACCAAGCCCAAAGUAGAGGUUAAAGAAGUUUUAAAAGAAGUUGUGAAGGCAGAUCCCAACACUGAGAAACAGGCAGCGGACUUGAAGAGACAGCUGGAAAUGGAAAGGCAGAAAAAUGAUCAGAUGAACAAGGAGAUGGUUACUCUUCGGACAGAUCUCAUGACGAUCCAGAACCGCAAACCAGAAGUCCAGGUCAAGGAGGUGGUGAAGCUGGAGAAGGAUCCUGAAGUGAUGAGGAACCUCAGUGCUAUUCAGCAGCAGCUGGAAGAAGAAAUAAGUAAGAAGACAUCUGCAGAAAAGAGAGUUUACAUGCUAGAAAAUAAAAUAAAAAAUUUUGAAGAGAAGCCACCUGUAGUUGAAGAAAAGGCAAUUAUAAAGGAAGUUUUUAAAGUGGAGACUGAUCCCCAGACCACAAAGGAACUCGCAAACUUGAAGCAAAUGCUGGAUGAAGAAUUUGAGAAGAACAAAGUUUCCAAGAAAGAAAUUCUGACACUUCAACAAAAAUACACCGCCCUGGAAAACACCAAGCCAAAAGUGGAGCUCAAAGAAGUCAUCAAGGAGGUGGUGAGAGCAGAUCCGGAGACAGAGAGGCAGGCAGCUGAUUUGAAGAAACAGCUGGCCGAAGAGAAGCGCAAGUCUGAAAAAGCAGACCGAGAGCUCGACGCUCUCAGAAUUGAUGUCGAGGCCUUGAGAAACCGCAAGCCUGAGGUGCAGGUAAAAGAGGUCGUCAAGGUAGAGAAAGAUCCCGAGGUGGUCCGAGAACUUAAUAAAGUCAAGCAGCAGCUGGAAGAUGAAAUGGAGUCAAGAAAGGCUACAGAAAAGAAGUAUGUGCUCAUUGAAAGGAGGAUUAAAGAGGUGGAACAGGCGCCUCCAAAGAUAGAAGAACGACUCGUCAUUAAGGAGGUCGCGAAGGUGGAAAGAGACCCAAAACUGGAAGAAGAGGUUGUCAGCCUCAGGAAACAGCUGCAGCAGGAGAUUCAAAGAUCAAAAAUAUCCCAAGAAGAGAUUCAGACAAUUCAGCACAAAUUUGUCACCCUUGAAAACACCAAACCUAAAGUGGAGAUCAAAGAAGUCAUCAAAGAGGUUGUGAGAGCAGAUCCGGAGACAGAGAGGCAGGCAGCUGAUUUGAAGAAACAGCUGGCCGAAGAGAAGCGCAAGUCUGAAAAAGCAGAUCGAGAGCUCGACGCUCUCAGAAUUGAUGUCGAGGCCUUGAGAAACCGUAAGCCUGAGGUGCAGGUAAAGGAGGUCGUCAAGGUAGAGAAAGAUCCCGAGGUGGUCCGAGAACUUAAUAAAGUCAAGCAGCAGCUGGAAGAUGAGAUGGAGUCAAGAAAGGCUACAGAAAAGAAGUAUGUGCUCAUUGAAAGGAGGAUUAAAGAGGUGGAACAGGCGCCUCCAAAGAUAGAAGAACGACUCGUCAUUAAGGAGGUCGCGAAGGUGGAAAGGGACCCAAAACUAGAAGAAGAGGUUGUCAGCCUCAGGAAACAGCUGCAGCAGGAGAUUCAAAGAUCAAAAGUAUCUCAGGAAGAGAUCCAGACAAUUCAGCACAAAUUUGUCACCCUUGAAAACACCAAACCAAAAGUGGAGAUCAAAGAAGUCAUCAAGGAGGUGGUCAGAGCAGAUCCGGAGACAGAGAGGCAGGCAGCUGAUUUGAAGAAACAGCUGGCCGAAGAGAAGCGCAAGUCUGAAAAAGCAGACCGAGAGCUCGACGCUCUCAGAAUUGAUGUCGAGGCCUUGAGAAACCGCAAGCCUGAGGUGCAGGUAAAGGAGGUCGUCAAGGUAGAGAAAGAUCCCGAGGUGGUCCGAGAACUUAAUAAAGUCAAGCAGCAGCUGGAAGAUGAGGUUGAGUCAAGAAAGGCUACAGAAAAGAAGUAUGUGCUCAUUGAAAGGAGGAUUAAAGAGGUGGAACAGGCGCCUCCUAAGGUAGAGGAGCGCAUUGUUAUAAAAGAGGUAACAAAAGUGGAGAAAGAUCCACAAACGGAGCAAGAUCUGGUAAGCUUGAAAAGGAAAUUGGAAGAUGAGAUACAAAGAAAUCAAGUUUCACAAAAGGAAAUUAACCUCCUGCAGCAAAAGUACAUGACUCUGGAAAACACCAAGCCUAAAGUGGAGAUAAAAGAGAUCACGAAGGAGGUGGUGAGAGCAGACCCUGAGACGGAGAGGCAAGCGGCUGAGCUGAGGCGACAGCUGGCGGACGAGAAGCGCACCUCGGACAAAGCGGAGAAAGACCUGAGCACGCUUCGGCGAGAGCUUGACGCCCUCAAAAACAAGAAGCCCGAGGUUCAAGUGAAGGAGGUGGUCAAAGUCGAACGAGACCCUGAACAGGAAAGAGAAAUCGUCAAACUGAAGAACACGCUGGAAAACGAGAGAAAGAAAAAGAGCAUGGCAGAAGAGGAAAAUGAUUCGCUUCAGCAGAAAAUCCUGAUGCUUGAGAAUCGGAAGCCCAAAGUUGAAAUCAAAGAAGUUGUCCAUGAAAUACUCAAGGCAGAUCCACAGACUGAGAAGGAGGCGGCCGAGUAUAAACGGCAGCUGGAACAAGAGAAGCGUAAACUUAAGGAUUCGGAGAGAGAACUGGCCUCCCUACGCACAGACCUGAACGAGCUACGCAAUCGCAAGCCAGAUGUGCAAAUCAAGGAGGUCGUAAAGGUACAGCGAGACCCGGAGCAAGACAAGGAGAUCAGCAAACUCACGAAGUCUCUGGAUGAAGAAUCUCGUAGAAACAGGAAGUUUGAAGAUGAAAUCCACUACCUCAAAGAAUCGCUCACUAAACUUGAAAACACGAAACCUAAGGUGGAGAUCAAAGAAGUGGUCAAGGAGGUGGUGAAGGCAGAUCCUGAGACGGAGCGACAGGCAGUCGAUUUGAAGCGGAAAUUGACAGCCGAGAAAGAGAGAUAUGAUACGGUGAUGGGCGAGCUCAACACGCUGAGGAUAGAGCUGAACUCGCUGCGCAAUCGCAAGCCCGACGUGCAGAUCAAAGAGGUCGUCAAAUUGGAGAGAGAUCCAGAGCUGGAAAGAGAGCUGAAGCAAUUGAAGCACAUGUAUGAGGAGGAAAUAGAAAAGAACAGGGAUGCUCAGAGGGAUCUGGUCAGUGUCCGGAGACAGUAUACCAUUCUGGAGAAAGAAAAACCAAAGGUGGAAAUCCAGGAAGUGUUGCGCGAAGUUGUGCGUCCUGACCCAGAGACCGAGAAAGAAGCCUCGGAACUUCGGUUGCAGAUGAUGAAGAUUAAAGGUCAACUUUCAAAUGCCGAACGAGAAGCACUGAAACUUCGUGAAGAAGUCAAAACGUUGCAGAACAGAAAGCCUGAAAUUCAAGUGAAGGAAGUCCUUAAGGAGACUGUUAAGUUUGAGAAGAAUCCAGCGGCGGAAGAAGAAGUGACACGCAUGAAAAAGGAGCUUGAUAGGGAAAUGCAAAAGAGAACCGAUGCUGAGCUGCAGUUAACAAAACUUCAAAACAAAAUCUUUAACUUGGAAAACCAGCCCCCGAAGAUUGAAGAGAAGGUUGUUAUCCAAGAGUCCAUCCAGUACAAAACAGACCCCAAUCUGGAACGUGAAGUUGACUCGCUAAAAAAAUCUUUGAAUCAAGAGAAGAAACGGCAGCAAUCGUUGGAAGAAGAUUUGGGACAGCUUCGCAGCACGGUAUCUGAACAGAAGCAACUGAUCACGCAACUGAGAAUGGACUCGCAGGAAAAGAACGAACUUGAGCAGGAACUGAGGCGCACGAAGAAUAGAAUGACAACUCUGGAGCAGCAGAAAAGUAAAGUGGAAGAGAAAGUGGUUUACAAAGAGGUUGUGAAAGUGGAGCAGGAUCCCGAGGUUAUGAAAGAAGCGGUACUUCUAAGAUCUCAACUGAACGACGAGCGCUCAAAGCGCAAUAGGCUUGAGGAUGAGGUGGAUCGAAUGAAGGCGAGAAUGCAUGAUCUUGAAAUUGAGGCCACCAAGGAAAAGAUUGUUUAUAAAGAAGUGGUAAAGAUAGAGAAAGACAAGAUGGUUGACAGCGAACUGGAGAAACUUCGCAGCCAGCUUGACGAUGAGUUGAGAAUACGGAGAAACAAGGAGAGGGAGCUGCAGAAACAGUCGGAGGUUAUAACGGAUGUCCAGUCAGAGAUCGAAAAGCUCAAGAGAAAACUCACAGACACCGAUAAGGUCAUAAACAGCAAAGAGGGCGAGAUAGUGGCGCUGCGUGACAAGCUUAGCAGAUUGGAGAACAGACAACCGGAGGUGACGAGGACUUCAACGGAAAAGACGCAGUCUCAUCUGAGCCGUAAGAUCGUCGUCAUGGAUCCUGAGACUGGAAAAGAAAUGACUCCGUACGAAGCCUACAAACUCGACCUCAUUGACUGGAAGACGUACAGUCAGCUGGCAGGGCAGGAGUGUGACUGGGAAGAAGUGAGCGUGUCCGGGCCAAAAGGGAUAUCAUCCUCUCUGCGGGACAAGAAAACGGGAACCAAGUUCUCCAUUGAAGACGCCCUGGCGAGUGGGAAGGUCACGCAACAAGACGUGCAGCAGUACAAGAACAGAAAGAUGACCAUUGCCGAGUUCGCUGCUAAGGUGUCGGGCCAAACCUUUAAGCCUCAGCCUGAAAAAGAAGAGGGCGUAAAGAAAACAAAUUCCUCCCAGGUGAGCAGCUCCUUGCAAAGGGAGCCCGCCCAAAGCAAGGAUUUCACCGUCCUGGACCUCGAGACGCCGCCUAUCGCCGGCGUGUUCGAUGUGGACACCAACCAAAAGAUGCAGAUAAAAACGGCCACCAGCAAGAACCUCAUCGAUCCGAUAACGGCGCAAAAGCUGCUGGAAGCACAGGCCGCGACCGGGGGCAUCAUCGACGUGGCCAACGGCGAGAAGUACUCGGUGCACAAGGCUGCGGACAUGAAUUUGAUCGACAGCAGCUCCGUUCAGCGACUGCUCGGUGCGCAGAAGGCGUACACCGGAAUCGAAGAUCCGACAACAAAGGAGCGGCUUCCCGUGGGCAUUGCGCUCAAGAGGGGCUGGCUGUAUCAAGACGCAGCCUACAAGUACCUGGAGGCGCAGUUCCUCACGGGGGGACUGGUAGACCCCAACAAGGCCGGCCGCGUGCCCGUGGGAGAGGCCCUGGCUCUGGGCAUAAUCGAUAACGAAGCCAAGCGGGCACUGGAGGAUGACAAAAGCCACCCGAAAGACAUCACGGACCCCAUUUCCAAGAAGCGGCUCACCUACAAGGAGGCGUUGAACCAGUGCAAGGUGGAGAGCUCCACAGGGUUGCCUCUUCUCAAGGUGUCUUCCAAGAGCUCUGGGGGCUCGUCAAGGUUUACACGCUAAAGAGGAGCUCCGCUACAACUCCGCAGCGAUGAUAGGACAUGCUCAUUCACAUCCAUUGCCAAUCGACACAAGCUCACAAAAAAAAUCCUUUCCCAUUAUUGUCCAAGGUUCCCGUAGGAACCAAUUUUAUUAUUCAGGUGACAAGAGCGUAGUUCAUUUACACUUGGUGAAACUGGACACUUUUCAAGAGUUUACUUGUUCACACUUCUUCAAUUUGUCUUUAGCUUUAAAAAAAUUUAAAAAAACCUUUAACUAUUUACAGACAUGCGAGUGUAGCAUGACAAAAUCGGUCGAAUCCAAGAAUCAUAUUUGCAUUUAUUACACGCCACAGCGGAAGGUUUUACGGCUCCCCAACUGUUAUUGCUACACUGCAGGGUUUUGUUGAUUUAACAUCUCAUCAAAAUGUUAUCAAAUGCUGCAAAUAAUAAAUCGAAAGCCAUCAUCUGAUGUAUUGUAAAUGUCAGUACAAUACACACAAGGUAAUUAUUAAGCAUGUUAAAAUAACUGAGCUCAAGAGGAAAUUGACUAUUUCACAAUUCGGAAUUAUUUUCCUUUAUAAAACAAUGCACCAGCACGUUUAUUUAAAAUAGCAUUGGGUUCCAAAACUAAUUUGGAUAUCUUCCAGUCACACAUGUUCACAUAACACACUAUCAGUACAUCCGGGUAUACAGUAUUUGCAAUUGAUCAUGCUACAUCCCAAGCAAACAUGCAACGUUGGGGCAACGUUGCCACGUGGUUGGACCAACGUUCCGUAUCUACUGGAUGCUUCUUGUUAAAUGCUAGAUAAAGGAUUAUAUCGAUAUCCUUGGCACAACUUGGUGGCAUCAUCUGGUGUAUUGUAUAACAAUGCAUACUCACUUUUGCAAAUAAUAAAUCGAAAGCCAUAUGACAAAGUGGCAAUUGUUGUUUAUAAUUUAUAGUUACAGGUGACAUUUACUGUUUUUGGUACUGGCUAUGACACAUGCACAUUGGCUGAAUGCGGUUUAGACUGGAUCACGUGACGCAUGCAACGUAAUGGUCGUUUGUGACGCGACGGAGGGUGUAAAGGUUCUCAUGCCCGCCAUAUUCACUGGGUUGAAACUUUAGCAAGUUAAGGGACACGUUAAGUGAAUUGGCAAGCCAAUCGGAGUUCGGGUGGAGCAAAGGUGGUGAAGCCAAAAAUACUCUGACGCAGUCGUUGUCACGCCCGUGGUAAACGCGCAACGUUGGACCAACGUCCGGUGUUUAGUCGGACGCCACGUGUCGCCACUUGACCCUCCCUACUCGUCAUCAUUCCCAUCAUCAUUGGCAGCAGCGGCAAUGAUGGCCCGGGUGAAUCCACUGCUGGAUGAACGCCUCUACAUACGAUGUAAAAUGCCAGCUUGGUGGUGAUAAGUUUUUAUGGUACUUGCUAUCGGGUUUUUUUGUAAAGAUGUUUAAUGCAUGAUGUGUACGUCUCUUUAUUACAUGACUGUACUCCGAGUUUGCCGAAUGCUCUUACACUUUAACAUGGGCUCUGCUGUGUACAUGUUUGACGCGUCUUCAACUAUCAAGCACAAGAGGAUUAUUACUGGCAGGCAUAGGUAUUGCAUUUA
Molecule: messenger RNA, 10494 nt
Organism: Petromyzon marinus (sea lamprey)
Lineage: Eukaryota; Metazoa; Chordata; Hyperoartia; Petromyzontiformes; Petromyzontidae
Product: periplakin
Biological process (GO): wound healing; intermediate filament cytoskeleton organization
Cellular component (GO): cytoskeleton; membrane; intermediate filament
Molecular function (GO): structural molecule activity; cadherin binding
Source: RefSeq, a predicted model, not a curated record